Messenger RNA from Brassica rapa (field mustard), 1844 nucleotides. RefSeq names its product F-box protein SKIP16. Gene Ontology annotation, molecular function: protein binding. NCBI's taxonomy places the organism in Eukaryota, Viridiplantae, Streptophyta, Magnoliopsida, Brassicales, Brassicaceae. The record is from RefSeq and is a predicted model, not a curated record.
AUAAUAAAAAGUGACAAAUAUGAUUUUAAACAAUUUAUUAAUUAUAACAUGUAAAUUACAAAAUUAUUGUAUUUGAAAUAGUUACAUAAAGCCAGAAAACAGCCGUCUUUCGUCGUUCACAUGAACCAAUAUCUCCCGGUGUGGUUUACAGAGUCUAUAUGAGUCUGUAAUGUUGUCGAUAAAAAAAAAAUAAUUACAUAAACAUUUAAAUAUAUGAUUAAGCUAAAGUAUAUACCACUAAUGAUCUAAAACAAAUAUUUAUGUAUAUAAAACUGAAAACAAUAUCUAUAAUUUUUUUGUUAAAACCCUACCCCGACAAAAGGACACUUUUAUAGUUUUAAGACUCCACCACAAUAAAAGUAUUUAUCUUUUGGUUCGCAUCCUCCUUCAAACUCAACUGAGCGAAACCGAAGGCAUGAGUCUAGAGGAUGCUGAAGAUUUGGUUCUCCACAUGAUAUUAUCCAAAGUCGGUCCUGAGAACACAGCUAGAGUUGCUUGUGUCAGCAAACGCCUUCAAGUUUCCGCCUCCGAGGAAUCUCUUUGGUCCAUCUUCUGUUCCCUUGACCUCAACAUCUCUACUCCUCUACAUGACUAAUCCCCAUGGAGAUUCUCUCCUUCCUUCAAGGGGGCAUAUCAGUCAUGGAGGGAGUCCUUUAUAAUUUAUCCUUGGAGUCUUUGUUGGGACAGUCUCAAACUAUGGUUAAGCUUAAACUUCCCUGAAGCAGAGGCUACACUGAGAAAAGGUGUCACGGAGGAUGAUCUUGAAGAAUUGGAGACUGCUCUCAACGUCCAACUUCCUCUCACCACAAGGCUUCUCUACCGUUUCGUCGAUGGCCAAGAACUUUCUUCCUCCUCAUCCAGUGCUGGUGUUGAUGAGGGGCCUCUAGGGCUUAUUGGUGGCUAUUCUGCUUAUUGGCAUAAAGUUAAUGUCUACUUGCUACCUCUUAAGGAAGUGGUAAGGCAGACAAUCGAUAUCAUGGCCGGCGAUCAUAAUACUAUCUCCAAGAACAUUGUCGUUGUGGCUGUAUCAGCAGCGCCCAGUUCGAAGAAGAUGUUUUUCCUUGAUUGCACAAACGGACAGCUUUAUACUGAAAACACAAGUUCUCACCAAAUGCUUCCUUGUGUUCCCGAGUCUUUGGUUUGUAUCAACGGCGAUCAACAACAGGACGCCAUGCUGCUUUGGUUAGAAGAACAUGGCAGGAGGUUACAAACUGGUGCUACCAAAGUCCGUGAACAGGAUAACAUUAAAAGUAUCAGUUUGUUUCCCGAGAUUCCUCCCUUGUGUUCUAUCUUUGUAACUAAUGGUGUGCAGGUGCGUGCGUCUUCUGUGUUUAUGCCUGAAGUAUCUAAUCAUCUGGAUAACCCACCGGUAUACUCGUAUGCAUGUUCCAUCCGGAUGUCUCUCAUGCCCAACUUUAACAGGAGACACCGUAGCUCUUGGCAAAUGUAUUCGAGACAUUGGGUUGUCCGAGCUGAUGACGCGGUAAUAGGUGAUGUUGAUGGAGAAGUUGUGCUACUUAAGAAUCCGCUCUUACAAGCCAAGGAAGAAGAGUUUGUCUAUAGGUGUAUUUCCCAAUUUCCAACAAGUAAUUUAUCCGUUGAGGGAUCUUUCACCUUUGUGCCUGGAAGUUUGCAAGAUCCGAAAGAACCUCAAUUCGAAGUCAACGUCGCAGAGUUUCCUGUGAAGUUACCAGACUACAUCUUCUAAACUCAUCUCCCUCAAGGAGGUUUGUUACUCUUUCAAGAUAAUGCGUUAUAUCAGCUUUUAUAGUUCAUACAUUGUGCAAUGCACUUUAUUAAGUUAACUUAAGUACUCUGAAUCGACCAGUUUUACAAAUUUAUUA